Molecule: messenger RNA, 1389 nt
Organism: Lachnellula hyalina
Lineage: Eukaryota; Fungi; Ascomycota; Leotiomycetes; Helotiales; Lachnaceae
Product: Alpha-1,3-mannosyltransferase
Exons: 2
Coding region: 1-1389 (462 amino acids)
Source: RefSeq, a predicted model, not a curated record
AUGUUUAGUUUUCGUCGUUUUCGCAUCUUCAGUCUCUAUAGAGUCGCUCAGCUUGCUUUUUUGGUCCUAGCGAUUGUUCUUAUCUCCCUUCACCUGGGGCUUCUGACGACCUCUCCUUUUGGCAGACCGGUGCCCAGUGAUGACCUUGCGGCCUGGAAUGGUGUUGCAACAGAAAGUGAUCCUAGUUUGAGUGCAGAGACUCCAGCGAUAAAGGAUGUCAAUGUCACGCUGAUUGAGGUCGAUCCGCCGGUGAAAGAAGGUGGCAACAUCACCCUCAUUCAAGCCGCUCCAACUUAUGUAAAAGCUAUCAUGACACCGGACGACACGAGUUUUCCCAGAUUAGAAUGUCCUGUUCCUACUCAGGGUCGAUAUGAAUAUCUUCGCACCCCGUCCAACUCCACAUCCUUGGGAAAGCAACGACGGUACUUUUUCGCUGUAAAUCUGCAUGACAGUAUUCACAUUCUUCCCCGGCUCCUAGGAUCGAUCGUCGAGGCCAUACGGUUCCUCGGACCUGCACAAUGUGCCUUAUCAAUCGUGGAAGGGCGAUCUGAUGACGGAACCCUUGAAGUUCUGGAAGCGCUGAGCAGCGUUCUGAAAAAUGCAGGAAUAGAUUACACCCUCAAAUCAGACGACAAGGAUCCACUAGCCAGCCCCGGAGCCCGAAUAGCAAGGCUAGCCGAUCUCCGCAACGAGGCUCUAGAGCCUAUGAUCAAGCAUUCCGACCAGUACAGCACGAACGACACCACCGUGGUAUUUCUCAACGACGUAUCGUUGUGUAUGGAAGAUAUCCUUGAGUUGAUACACCAGCGCGUGUACCAAAAAGCAGAUAUGACGUGUGGGAUGGACUGGGUGAAUCUGUGGCGCGACCCCACGUUCUACGAUGUUUGGGUUGCGCGCGGCAUGAACGGUGACAGCUUUUUCGAGAUACCUCCUGAUGGAAGUUGGGAUGAUGCGUGGAAUCUUUUCUGGAAUGAUCAGCCCACGCAAGAUCGCUUCGAUAACCUCCAGCCAUUUCAAGUAUUUGCGUGCUGGAACGGCGGUGCUGUUUUCAAUGCAAAGCCCUUGCUUGAACGAAAGAUCAGGUUUCGGGAUUCGAAGGAGGGAGAGUGUUUUCAAGGCGAGCCACAGAUUUUUAGCAAGGAAAUGUGGCAUUUGGGGUAUGGGAAGAUCGCGGUGGUUCCUUCUGUGAACCUUGCGUACUCGGAUGAUAGGGCGCGGGAAGUGAAGAAGGGGAAGGGAGAUGUGGCGGGGCUUUUACUUAUGGGAGAAGGGAAUGAUAGGAUCGAGUGGAAGGCGAAACCACCAAAGAAGGUGAAGUGUAUGCAUACUUAUGACACGCAAGAGUGGAGGCCGUGGGAUGAAUACCUAGAAGCAAGGACGGAUGCAUAG